GUGAAAAUUUGAAGUGAAUCCGACAAAUUCUUUUCGAGUUAUUUAACAAUGACCAAAGGACGCUCGGGUGCUACGUGGCAUUCGAGAGCAGGUAGCUAGAAACAGCUGCAAGCAACCGACCUUUCGGGUUUCAUUGUCAUGAAUAUCUCCCCAUUUUAAUUACAAGAACUGAAAAAUAAUUUUUGGUUGCCAGUAUACCUGUAGUCGUUGCACUGAUCAGUCGAUAGUUUUGUGAUAAAUUAUUUCUCAAGUGAAUUAAAUUAUUAACCAUGGGACGUGAUUCUAGAAAGGUUUCAAGAGAACUUCGGAGUUCUGAAAAAAUUAAUAAGUCGCGUUCAGUCAAAAGAAAGAAUGUUUUUAAUCCGAAAACAGCCGAACGUGAUGAAAGUAUUCAGAGUACAUCUUCUAAAAAAUUAAAACAAAACACUGAAGAUGAUGUACCUGAAGACAGCAGUACUGAAUUUCGAAUAAUAAAUUUUAUUCAGGUAUUCACUGCAAUUUCUGCUCUUAUAAAAUGUAAAAAAUGUGAUGGAAAUGUAGUGUUUCAAACAGCAAGUACACGUGGGCUGGGAUUCAAAAUUGUAGUUGCAUGUAAUAACUGUGGAAAUGAAUAUAUUCCUUCCUGUUGAAAAUAUGAAAUCUGCUAUAAUGGCAACCUUUUAUCACUACGGCUCGAGUGAUGAAAAACCGAAUCAUGAUAUGUGUCCAAAAGGCGAAGAAUCUUGGUGCUCUUACCAGCGCGCUGAAGCAAGAGGAGAGCUUGAUACCUUUUCUCACGAUUAUUCUCCUUUACCUUCUGAUGUUUUAAAAGCUAUCAAGCCUAUAUACGAAGAUCUUAGUAAUGAAAAUUUACUUUCAAGAUGUGUAGGUGGAUUCAAUCAGAAUAAUAAUGAAAGCUUUAACCAACUAGUAUGGAAAAUAUGCCCAAAAACGGUAAAUACUAGUUUUACUAUCGUACAAAUAGCUGCAUACGUUGCUAUGUGUAUAUUUAAUGAGGGUAUAAAUUCAUUAUUAGUCUUGAUGAAUACACUAGGACUUAAUUGUGGGCCUAAUUCUCAUCGGUAUGCAGAAAGAAUGGAUGCUGCACGUAUCAAAGUAGCAGAUAAGCGCGCUAAUGAUAACACCCGAGAAGGUCGAUUGCAACGUAGGCACCAGCAAAUCGAUAUUUUGGAAGCUGCUAUGUCGGCUGAAGAGCUAUUAUAUGGUCCAGGAAUAGAUGACUCAGUAUGAAUCUCCAAGGACUUAUGAUGAUCACCGCAAAGGACUUCGGGAGGAACGGGCUCUACAAAAACAGCGAUAACUUUUUGAAUUAUUAAUUUUUUUUUUUGAAAUUUUCGUGAAGUCAAAUCGAAACGUGUUCUAAUAAAGCUAUGUUUUUAUUUUUGUCAAAUAAAGUAAUUAACUACAAAAAAAAAAUUAUUGAAAAUCAUCAUUUUUUCAUACCCCUGAGU
Messenger RNA from Microplitis mediator, 1451 nucleotides. RefSeq lists its product as uncharacterized. The record is from RefSeq and is a predicted model, not a curated record. The coding region runs from base 607 to 1230 and encodes 207 amino acids. NCBI's taxonomy places the organism in Eukaryota, Metazoa, Arthropoda, Insecta, Hymenoptera, Braconidae. The transcript is spliced from 3 exons.